AUGCUAUUUGAAUUUCAUCGAGUCCAAAACGCAAAGAAACCGGGAACAAUCCAUGCGACCUAUCUAAUUGCUGGCACCAAGAGAAAGCAAGCUCCCGUAGCGAUUGAAGUUGAGAAGGAUGGUGAAGAUUAUUACAUGCAGAGCAGUCCAUUUGUUGGUAGCUCAAUGCCACAAUCUGAGGGUGGUACAGGUCAAGGCUCCAUAUUGAGUAUAACACUGGCACGGGAGGAGGAUUUGGAAACCAUACGGGCACAAUUCGAACACAUUUCUUCGAUACAUAUCUACAGUUUAGGACCUCAUCCAUUAAAGGAGCUCCAACUACUCUCAGACUCAACCCGAGAAAUUCAAACCCUAUUAAAAUCCGAAGAUCCCUUGGAAUCUUACCAUAAAUACGGAAUAAUAACCAAUCCCAAUGCCAAACGCCGUACGCGAAAAGCACCGCCUAUUGCAGCUAAUGUACCAACGGCUGUUCCAACCAGGCCCGCGGCUGCCAAAUCUAGGCUCAACGAAGUUCAAGAACCUUCCAAAUCCUCCUCUUCAUACUCCAAAAAGCCGGAACCGAAAUCACAACCUUCCAACGCCAAAGAUUUCUUCGGCAAUAAGGGAAAAGAAAAGACCAAGAGCAGUACACAAGCUGAAUCCUCAAAAGCUGAAUCCACAACCGCGCCUUCAAGCAAAGAAUCAACGUCAGCACCUCCCGCGAAUCUGAAGCGCGAGUCAAGUAGCAUUUUCAAGGCAUUUGCAAAGACUCAACUCAAGAAGGCAAAAAUUGAUAAGACAGAUUCGAAUGCAAAAGAGGAGGAUACUCCUAUGAAAGAUGUCUCGGAUGAUGAUGAUGAUGACGAUACAUGGAUGCCAGCUCCUGUCACUGAGGAAACCAAAGCGAACGAACGAAGAUCCAGGAAAGAAUUACAAGAAAGAUUAAGGAAAAUGAUGGAAGACGAUGACGAAGAGGAGCAGGAAGGAGAAGCUGCACCCUCUCCUGCCCCUGAAACACCAAUGGAGGGACCAGAAGAAGAUAACGCACCAGAGGAAGCUAAUGAAGAAGAACCUAUUACAACUAGUAAUGGACGCAGAAGAGGCAGAAGAAGAAUUAUGAAGAAGAAAACCGUGAAGGAUGAAGAUGGUUAUUUAGUCACAAAACAAGAACAAGCCUGGGAGUCAUUUUCCGAAGACGAGCCUCUUUCGGUACCCAAAGCAAAACCUUCGGUUCCAACUACUUCGAAAGCAAAGAAAGAUGCACCCAAAAAAGGACAGGGAAGUAUUAUGUCGUUUUUUGGGAAGAAAUGA
Messenger RNA from Sclerotinia sclerotiorum 1980 UF-70, 1290 nucleotides. RefSeq lists its product as hypothetical. Gene Ontology annotation, biological process: DNA replication; nucleotide-excision repair, DNA gap filling; DNA strand elongation involved in DNA replication. Gene Ontology annotation, molecular function: DNA-directed DNA polymerase activity. The coding region runs from base 1 to 1290 and encodes 429 amino acids. The record is from RefSeq and is a predicted model, not a curated record. The transcript has 4 exons. Gene Ontology annotation, cellular component: delta DNA polymerase complex; nucleus. NCBI's taxonomy places the organism in Eukaryota, Fungi, Ascomycota, Leotiomycetes, Helotiales, Sclerotiniaceae.